Messenger RNA from Argiope bruennichi, 5598 nucleotides. RefSeq names its product cubilin-like. The transcript has 26 exons. The record is from RefSeq and is a predicted model, not a curated record. Bases 63 to 5300 code for a protein of 1745 amino acids. NCBI's taxonomy places the organism in Eukaryota, Metazoa, Arthropoda, Arachnida, Araneae, Araneidae. Gene Ontology annotation, molecular function: serine-type endopeptidase activity.
GCCUGGUCGACCCCAGCUUCUUGGACUGCUAGUCCUCGCGAGGCUGCAAUAUCUCUUCAGACAUGGGCCCGUGCCGGACGAUGCUCGCCCUCGUGGCGAUGGCUCUCUGCCGGAUAAAGAUGGCGGCGAGCAACGAAAGUUCCAACCUGACAACCCAAACGCCAACAGCCGCAGCUUCCUCUUGUGGUGGAAAUCACACAGAAACAGAAUUUUCUCUGAGGAGUCCAGGUUUCCCCGUCCAAUAUCCGGCAAAAGUGAAAUGCGAUUGGCGGGUUUUCCGGAGAUCCGAAAGCGUUUGCGGGCUGGAAUUCACGUUCCAAACAUUCGAUCUAGAACCCAGCGAUAACUGCACUUACGAUUACUUCCAAGUGGAUCAAACCAAACUUUGUGGAAAAAUAAAUGAUGGAUCCGUUCGUGUCUUCAUGUUUGCAGAGAAUGAGACGUCUCUACGGUUCGUCAGUGACAAUCAAAACUCGAGAUCGGGAUUCGAUAUCCGCGCGCGACAGAUCACGACUUGCAGCCCGGAUGCCGCGCCAGGGUUCUCCUGCAGUCGUACCUAUGACCAAAAAGAAUUUUUCAUCCGGAGCCCCGAUUAUCCGGGCAACUACAGCCACGAUGCCAACUGCACAUACAGAGUGCUCCGGCACAGCAAGCGGGUGUGUGCCAUUAAAGUGACCUUCGCCACGUUCCAUCUGGAAGAGAGUGUGAACUGCAAAAAUGAUUAUUUCAGUGUGGACGACAGAAAAUUUUGUGGAUCUUUGGAAGAUGCUACGACACAAACUUUCCCAUUCCAAACAAACGAAAAGAUCCUCUCCUUCUAUUCGGAUUCCAGCGUUUCAGGUUCAGGUUUUUUUGCGCACGUUCAACAAGAGGAGUGCGAUCCGAGAUCUUUGGCCAGCCCGCAGGAUGAAUGCUCCACGGAAAUCAAGACAGCGGAGUUUGAGCUGAAGAGUCCGGGCUACCCGACAGACGCCUACGCAGACGAUCUGAAUUGCCGCUACCGGGUGAUGAAGUCCUCCCCUCUGGUCUGCGAGCUGAUGAUCACCAUUCUGGAUUUCAAACUGCAGGAGGGGGAGGUGUGCGAGAAUGAUUACUUGCAGAUUGCCGAAGAGAGGUUGUGUGGCACGAUCGAAAGCGGAAUGACUCGAAUGUAUUCCUUCGGUGACCUGGACGAGAUUUUGAUGAACUUCGAUACUGACGGUUCGGUGGGGGACAAAGGCUUUCAUAUCUCGGGUUUCCAGCGGGAGUGCAAUUUUUCCCUCAAUGCAACCGAGAAGGGGCGCAAAGCUCAGAAUGCAUGGGACUGCGACAGGACCAUCAUGGGCUCAGAAGAUUCGAUUCGGAGUCCGGGCUUCCCAGAUGUUUACCCGCCCAACGUGGACUGCAGGUGGAUGGUGCUGAGGGCCGAUCCACGCUACUGCGAGUUGGAGAUCACCAUCAACAAUUUGCACAUUCAGGUGGGGGAGAGCUGCCAGUUUGACUAUUUGGAGGUAGACGGCCACCGCUUCUGUGGAAGCACUACAGCUGGAAAUAAGCGUAUCUUUUCAUUCAAAACAGAGCAAAUCGUGAUACAUUUCCAUUCUGACGGAAGUGUCAAUGACCGGGGUUUUGAGGUGACUUUAAAACAAAGGGAUUGUCCAACAACAACAACAACAACCUUAGCUCCAGCAGCAUCCUGCGAUCAAGUGUUCGACAGCAAGCAUUUUAUCCUGGUCAGUCCCAAUCAUCCACGAGAUUAUGACAAUGGUGUCGACUGCAGGUAUGUGAUUCGACGCAGUUCCGAAGAUGUGUGCCGAUUGGAGAUGCAGUUUCUGCGCUUCGAUGUAGAAUCCAGCAGCGAUUGCGAAUAUGACUACUUGUCUAUCAAUGGCGAGAAGAUAUGCGGACUCAUCGAAAAUACAACCCGUACCUAUUUGUUCCAAGACUAUGAGAAGACUUUGACAUUCCACUCCGACUCCGGCACUUCUCGUCCAGGGUUCAUGAUAAGGGUUCAACAAGUCGAUUGCUCUGUUGCAACCACAGAACCACCCUUACCUCCCUCCAAGCCCUGUGAUCAACAUUUCUCAACAUCGACAUUCGAAGUCCGCAGCGACAACCACCCGGACAAUUAUGAUCCACACCUUCGCUGUACGUACACUGUAUCACGGGCGCAUCCAGGUGUGUGCGCUCUGGAACUGACCUUCUUGACGUUCGAUGUGGAGGCGAGUGAUGGAUGUCAGUACGAUUACCUGAAGGUACAGGAAGAGAAACUGUGUGGGAUCUACCCAUCUAACCUCAAGAGAAUCAUCCCAUUUGAAGAUUCUGAAGUGACUCUAGAGUUCCAUUCGGAUGGCGCAACUUCACGGCCCGGUUUUCAUAUUCGAGGACAGCAAAUGGACUGUGCACCACUCACGGACCAAGUCACGCUGCCAGCUGUUGCAGGCGGCUGCGAUCUCACAUUCAAUAAUGGCAGUGGCACAAUUCAGAGCCCAGGAUUCCCAGAGCCUUAUCCAAGUUCACGUAGGUGCGUCUACAGAUUCAUGGCACUACCCGAACAUUGCCGCAUCACUUUCCAAUUUCUGGAAUUCGCCUUACACGCUGAGAAUGCCCUCUGUGAGAGAGAUUUCCUGCGCAUCAAUGGAAUCAAGUACUGUGGACCACAGCUGUUGGGACAGAAAAGAACUGUUACAUUUUACGGCUAUCCCCGGGAGGUGAAUGUGACGUUCGAAAGUGAUGAUCAGCUGUCAGACAAAGGAUUUUACGCCGUCUACAGGCAGCUGCCGUGCUCACCUGCUCUCGGAAGAUCUCCAUCUCAACGCACCGACUCUAAACCUCGUAGUUGUGACCGUCUCUAUGCAUCUCUGGCUUUUAGCAUUUUGAGUCCUGACCACCCGGAAAACUACCCCGCUGACGUGAACUGCCGCUACACCAUCCGGAGACUGGGGCCCAAAAUCUGCAAGCUGAAACUCUCCUUCCGACAGUUUGACGUCGAAUCGAGUGAAGGUUGCGAAUAUGAUUAUCUAGAAGUGGACGGAACGAAAAUCUGCGGAACCUUGCCUCCCAACGAGAUACGUAUGGUCGAAUUCAAAGACUAUCAGACAAUUUUCACCUUCCAUUCGGACUCGGCCAAUUCAAAGUCCGGAUUUGUCAUCAAAGUGGAACAAGAAGAAUGCCAAGAUACACCACCACCGCUACCACCGAAACCACCGAAGGUUCAACCGCCAAAAUUCGAGCCUCAUCACCAUUUCGAACCUCCAGUCGCAGAACCUCCCCUUAUCGAAGAACCUUACAUCUAUCCACAACCACAUUUCGAAUAUGAGCAUCUGGUUGAUUAUCCAAUAUACGAAGCAUCAUCUCUGCAACGAAAUUUACAGAUGGCGACUCAGAACUGCGAUCGGACGUUUAAGAGACCAGAAUUUGAGAUCCGCAGCGUGAACUUUCCCCUUCCUUACCCCAACGGCCUCAACUGCCGAUACCUGGUCCAGAAGGCAUCAGAGGACAUCUGUUGGGUGAAGCUGGUCUUCCUCAGGUUCGACCUGGAGCCCAGCGACGACUGUCACUUCGACUACCUGAGCAUCAACGGCAAACGGAUUUGUGGUACAUUGCAGGACGAUGAAAUUAGGGCCUAUCUCUUCAAUUCUGACGAAAUAUCCAUGUACUUCCGAUCAGACGGGGCAAACGCUCACAGAGGAUUCUUAAUAAGAGGAGAACAACUGAAAUGCAAAACGAAGGAAGCGCCGCCUACAGCGAUUAAAGUUCCUUCCUCGUGUGACAGAAUGUACGAUCGGGAUUUGUUCGUCCUUCAAAGUCCGAAUUUUCCUGACCCGUAUCCUCCCGAGACGGACUGCACGUUCACCAUCAAGAAAGCGAAUCGCUACAUCUGCGGUCUUCAGCUCACAAUGCUCGCGUUCGAUGUGGAAAACGAAGCCUCUUGCUCGAGAGACUCUCUGCAAAUCGAAGGAGACAAGCUCUGCGGCCCUAUACCCACCAGAACCAUCAGAAACGUACCCUUCGCUGGCGAAACUGUAAUCAUGAAAUUCAAAUCUGAUGUCAAAAAUGAAAGGCCCGGAUUUUCCAUUCUGGUGCAGCAGUUGGAAGACUGUGAAGACAUAAGAAGAUCAGCUUCUUCGGCAGGUGAUUGUUCCCAUGAAUACUCGGCCGAAACCUUCCUGCUCCAGAGUCCCCGCUUCCCGGAGGAGUAUCUGGCCGAUUCCUCUUGCGAGUACCGGAUCCGACGUCACUCUCCGUCCCACUGCAGGCUCGAACUCAGAAUCCUGAGCUUCGAUGUGGAAGAAGGGACGGACGGACGAUGCGAUGCAGACUGCCUGGAACUGCCCGCGGGUUACACGCUUUGUGGACAGUUGCCCAAAGAUCACACAGAGAACUUGUACUUCACAGGAAAAGACAUAGUUUUAAAAUUCCGUUCCGAUUCCACAACCCAAAGACCAGGAUUUUCGAUACAAGUUCGUCAAGCCAUGGACUGUGGUUCAACUACACCAGUGGCAACACCAGAAGCUCCAAAGUGUGGUGGUGUCUAUGACAGUGAAGAAUUUUCUUUGAAAAGUCCCGGCUUUCCAAAUGACUAUCCUAACAAUUCACAAUGUGAAUACUUGGUGAAGAAAAUAUCCCCAGACAUUUGUGGGCUGGAGUUGAAAUUUGCCCAUUUUGAUGUCGAAAAGGGGCCCGAUUGUAGUUACGAUUAUUUGGAUAUUGGACACAAGACGAUUUGCGGACAACUGCCUGCUGGAUUUACUCGGAUGAUUCCUUUCGAAAAUCUGGAAAUGAAAUUCACCUUCCAUUCCGACAAGGGAACUUCCAGAAGUGGGUUUGCAAUCAAGAUUCGGCAACGUUCGGAUUGUGGAACCACCUGGAAGCCAGUCACUCCUCCGACCCGCAUGUGCGACCACUGCCUGAAGGAGAAUCGUGGCCACCUCAUCAGUCCGGACUACCCUAUGAACUAUCCGAGCGGACUGAAGUGCACCUACCACCUCCAGCGAGCCAAGACGUAUUGCGGGCUGGAGAUCUUCUUCCACGACUUCCAACUGCAGGAGACACCCUCCUGUUCUGGGGAUGCCCUCAUCGUGGAAGGAGAGGAGGAAGAGAGGCUGUGUGGAAGUGUCCUGAAGGGAAAAAUAAGGAAAAUUGAUUUUCCGAUUGGAGAUGAAAAUGAAAUUACACUACGUUUCGAAACCGAUGAUCAGGGUUCAGCUCCGGGUUUCCAUGCGGAAUACCGACAGAUUCCAUGCAGAGGCUAUCCAUGGCGGCAGGGGCGUUCGCAAUGGACUCCUUCCAAUGGUUCUGACUGGAAUAGAAGUAACUAGACCCGGUUCCAAGUGUCUACAGAAAACGAAUUCGUGAACAAAUUCUACAUUUUACAGUACUGUUCACCAAGUGGUUAAAGAACUAUCGAGCUUUGAUUCACUUGGUAAAAAAAAACAAUACAGCAAAAUGCAUCGGUUUGAUUGAUAAUCAUACUGUCUUCUGAAUGGGAAGAAAAUAGAGGCAUGGUUUUGCUAGAGUGGCUUAAUGCAUGAAAUUCAUCUAUCAUUGAAGGAAAUAUAAUCAAACACAGGACGAACAAAAGUACAUUUUAUGUAGCAUUCAUCCGUCCCUUUAAAA